ACCGCAGUUGAGCCUGUUAGGUGAGCUGUAUCAAGAUGAUACUGUUGGUCUCAGUAUUUAGAGAUACACAGUUAAUUAAUGUCCAGUGGUCAGAUUCUCUCGGUAAAACUUUCAUUAAAUUCUUACAGGAUUUAAUUUAUCUAUUUUUUCGGACCUAAGAAGGAAUCUUUUAAUAAGGAACCCAUCUGAGUGCUAGAUGAUGAAACAAAGCAGCUCUCUGUCACAAUUCUUUGGAGUUACAGAGAGAGAGUGGGAAUCCGAAGAGAGGGGCCCUGUCAAGCCCGCACAGAAUUGUGCCGUGAAGAGAACCUUCUCCGGACCCCUGCAGCUCCCGCGGCUGUCAUGUCGGACCACUGUCCAGUGUGUCAAAAGCAGGCUAGAGAGUCCUAGAGACAGUGUCAGGCAAGCCAACGUUCUACAUUGAUGUAGCGGACAUGGACACCGGCUCAGACUGUCUUCAGAAGACAUGUGAGGCCUGUUCAUGUGACUGGUAGACUUGUGAGUAUGUGAAAAGCAAACAGAUUUCUUGGAGCAAAUUUUGGGCACAAUCAUUCCGCUGUGCUCUCUUCUGCGCCUUUGUUGAGGGCUGUUGUUCAAUAUUUACAUGUCAGGGGACUUAAAAAGGAAGUAAUUAGCAAGGAAAGCUUCUAGUGGAUGGCUGUGUGGCUGUGCCAUGGUACUUGAGCGCUGUAAAUGGGCCUGCCAUAUUUAGGCGGCGAGAGGGAAGGGCCUUAAAGUUAUGUAAACAAAGUCGGUUCACAGAGGGAGGGAUUCCACUCUACUGAUGGCCUGGUCCAUUAACUGUGCACCAAAGUUGUGUGUGUAAUCAAAGCAGCGAAGGACUGGCCAUGUUUUAAGGCUCUGCGUUUCUGAUAAACACGGUUACGCAAGUGGACCUAAGGAGCACGCUCUCCCACAGCUCGUGUCAGUGGGAAGAAGACAAAGCGGCCGGACCUCUCCAGUUGUCGACGGGCCCGUCUGAGGACAGGUCGCUGGUGUCAAAGGGCUGACGAGAGACGAGGUGACGGGCGGACGGACGGACACACGCACGGACGGACGCACGCACGCACGCGGCGGGGGGCCAUGAGCGAGGUGUUGUCGGAGAGCUCGGAGGAGGAGCGCGCGGUCAGCCGAGCCGCACUGCCCAAGCUGAAGACCCGAUCGAAGGGCAGCUCGCCCACCGGCUCCCCCAGGAUGUCGCCCCGCGACUCCCCCCGGAGCUCCCCUCGCAACUCCCCCCUGCUCUUCCGACGCCUGAUGAUGAACCGGAGCAUCACCCAGCUGAGGCGCUUCACCUUGGCUCACACACCCAGUUUCGAUGUGGAGAAUGGGCUCUCGGUGGGCCGCAGUCCCCUGGAGGCCCAGACCAGCCCUGGCUCCGGCUCCGGCUCCGGACUGGUCCUGCAGGCCAACUUCCCCCACAGCCAGCGCCGCGAGUCCUUCCUGUACCGCUCCGACUCCGACUUUGACCUCUCACCCAAAGCCAUGUCGCGCAACUCCUCCACCGCCAGCGAACUGCAUGGAGAAGACAUGAUUGUCACACCAUUUGCACAGGUACUGGCAAGUUUGAGGACAGUUCGGAGCAACUUUGCUGUGUUGACACACCAGCAGGACCGUGUACCUAGCAAGAGGUCCUCAGGGAGCAACCCUCCUUCCCUAUGCAAGACAAGUGUUCCAGAGGAGCCCUUUCAGAAGCUGGCAGUGGAGACCCUGGAGGAGCUGGACUGGUGUCUGGAGCAGCUGGAGACUCUGAAGACACGCCACUCUGUCAGCGAGAUGGCCUCCAACAAGUUCAAAAGGAUGCUCAACCGAGAGCUUACACAGCUUUCGGAGACAAGCAAGUCAGGAAACCAGGUGUCAGAGUUUAUUUCGAGCACGUUCCUAGAGAAGCAACAUGAUAUGGAGAUCAUGUCCCCACCAACCAAAGACAAGGACAAGAGGAAGUGGCCCAUGUCCCAGAUCAGUGGCGUGAAGAAGCCCAGCCACAGCCCCAGCCUCGCUGUGUCCAGAAUCCCGCGCUUCGGGGUCAGCACCAAGCAGGAGGAGCUGCUGGCCAAGGAAUUAGAGGACAUCAACAGAUGGGGUGUGGACAUAUUUAAGAUAUCGGAAUAUUCUGGGAACAGACCAUUGACGGUGACCAUGUACAGUAUAUUUCAGGAGAGAGACCUUCUCAAGUCCUUCAAGAUCCCUGCAGACACCUUUAUCACCUUCAUGAUGACUCUGGAGGAGAAUUACCAUGCUGACGUCGCUUACCACAACAACAUCCACGCGGCUGACGUGGUCCAGUCCACCCACGUGCUUCUCUCCACGCCAGCACUUGAGGCUGUUUUCACCGACCUUGAGAUUCUGGCAGCACUAUUUGCCAGUGCAAUACAUGACGUGGAUCACCCUGGAGUGUCCAAUCAGUUUCUCAUUAACACAAACUCUGAGCUGGCGCUCAUGUACAACGACGCCUCUGUCCUGGAGAAUCACCACCUGGCUGUGGGUUUCAAGCUGCUGCAGGAGGACAAUUGCGACAUUUUCCAGAAUCUGAGCAAGAAGCAGAGACAGUCCCUUCGUAAAAUUGUCAUAGAUAUGGUCCUAGCCACGGACAUGUCGAAGCACAUGAACCUGCUGGCAGACCUGAAGACCAUGGUGGAGACCAAGAAGGUGACCAGUCUGGGAGUGUUGUUGCUGGACAACUACUCAGAUCGCAUCCAGGUCCUUCAAAACAUGGUGCACUGCGCCGACCUCAGUAACCCAACCAAACCUCUGGAGCUGUACCGUCAGUGGACGGAUCGUAUUAUGGUGGAGUUUUUCACCCAGGGAGACCGUGAGCGGGACAAGGGGAUGGAGAUUAGUCCCAUGUGUGACAAACACAAUGCUUCCAUUGAGAAAUCCCAGGUUGGUUUCAUCGACUACAUUGUCCAUCCCCUUUGGGAGACCUGGGCGGACCUGGUGCACCCCGACGCCCAGGAGAUCCUAGACACCUUGGAGGACAACCGCGAGUGGUACCAGAGCAUGAUCCCCCACAGCCCCUCUCCCACGCCCGAGGAGGAGAGGCCCGGGCUGCCCAUGCCCGCGGGUGCCGUCGGGGGAUGUGGCGCCACAGCGGGGGACAAGUUCCAAUUCGAACUGACCUUAGAGGAAGAGGGCGAGUCGGAUGCUGAAAGUCCCAGCGAGGACACAGAGUUUGUGGCCUCAGGGCAGGAGUCUUCCAGGACUGACCCCAAAGGAAUGCACCAGUCUCCCCACGUGAGGCACGCUCAGGCUGGUACGGCCGUCAGCCCCAGCUGCCGGACAUUGUCCCUGGAGAACCCCUCAGACAGCGACGAGGGCGAGGAGGACAGAGAACUUGACCAAGAAGGGAAAGGUCUGUCAUGCCUGAAGAUGGGCACAUAACACCCGGUGCACUUUUGCGUUGCUUCAUGUCUGUGCUUCCCUCCCCCUCCUGUAUCUCCGUCCGCUCCCGGACAUUCCUGGCUUCCUGGGACAAAGUGGUACCACAGCAUAGGAGCACAAAAGGAGCGAGAGAUUGCCUUCAGGAUAUCUGCACUUACACCGUAGUCAUCUUGCACUGGAGUUGGCCUGCUGUCUUCUUGAGACAGAAAGUGUUCUUCAAGCCUUUCUUUGUGUUUUCCUUCUGAGUUUCAAAAAAAAAAAAAAAAAAAUCCACUGUAUAAGGCUUAUAUUUCACACAGUUCAUGAGUACAGCUGUGUGUGAAUAAGCCACAUCAAGGUCUAUUGAACACAGCAAGGAUUUCUGAUGAAAUGUCUUUCCGUGUCAGCUUACAAAGAAAAAAAAGUAAUAAACCUGAAAACACCAUCAGAACCUUAACCGUUUUAUACUUGUCAGCUGAGAUAACUGGGUGAUGUAAAAGACGUUGCAUGAAUUUGCAUUUUGUACUGGUCAGUGUGUAUCUGAACACAGGGGGUUUUAAAACGGAUCAAAACACUACAAACUUAUUUAGCUCUGCCUGAUCAUAGAAAACAAAUCUGAGCAUAACACAAACCUCAGGACAAGGAGGACAGAUACUGUCAUGUUGUGGCGGCUCUUACACCAUUCUUAGUGGUGUCCUGCAUUGUGAUCAUUUCAGUUUACUGACUUGCCAUGCUUGUGAUUGAGCUCUACUGUGUAUCUGGCACCACCCAGUGUUUAAGAAUUGAACUUACACCAUAAAUACAAGACCGAACCGAAUAUGAUUUAACCUCCAUAGACACUAUAUGGACAUUUCUCCUGCAUAUUGCGUUGCUUACUCAGCCAAGACUUGCGUAAGUGGACACACAAACCAAAUCUGUUCUCAAUAGUUAACACUAACACUCUGAAGUGUUUGUAUGAUUUUAUUUGUUUAUUUCAUCUUGUUGCUCAGAUGUUAUGAUCUGUUUAUUUUUUUAUUUUGAUUUAUUUAAACAAGAUAUGCUCUGUGUGUGCUCUGUUUUACCAUCAUGUAAUCAGCUUGACUCCUUGUGUAGCACUUUACAUCUUUAUUCAUUGCCAAAAGUCACCCUGCUAGAUAGGGCUGGAGCCAAACUACACUUGCAUAUGGUGCCAACGGUUGCAAUUACCAUAGAUAACCAGCACUUCUCUUAUACACCUCUUACAAUAUUAGCAUUAAAAUGUUUUCUGUAGACUCUUGGAUGGGUACAGGCUCUUUUAUAUGGUAUAUUGGAAGGGGCUCAGUAUUGGAAAAUUCAGGGAGAAUUGAUUUUCACAUUUCUCUUCAGGGUUGUAUCUAUCUGCAAAAAAAUAAAUAAAUAAGAAAUGACCAUUAAUUGGUGGUAGUACCAAUUCAGUUCCUUAUGCAUCCAUUUGGAAGCUAUCGGAAACAUAAAGUUAUAUGAGGUUAUUUGAAUAAAUCUGAUUGCAAAGGCAUAAAACUAAAUCAAGGGCUGUUUUCAGAGCCAGACUUUUUUUCUUUCCUUUUGGCCAUUGAUCAAUACUCUGCUCUUCACAGGGACAUAGCCAAUGACAGUACAAGUGCCAAGCAAGCAUGACACAAACUGUACUGUAAUUUCCAUUUUGCCACUGGCUAAUUUCCAUCAAUGACUGCAAUGUUGAUAAUAUCUGUGUGUUCAAAUUAUAUUUGACCUCUGUUUAAAUUAGCCAUAUACCUUAAUUGUCUCCACCAUGGCAUGUAGCUUCAGAUGAAAUAUGAAAACUCUCAUGAACAUUCAGCUUUAGGACCUGAAACACUUAUGGUACUACUGUAGGUAGGCUACAUUAUUAAGCACUGACUAUUCAUCUUAAGGCUUAUUUGGGAGAAAUAAAAUUACUUUGACAUUGCUUUUUAUUUCUCAGUGAAAUUGUGCAUUGUUUGAAAUGUUCACACAGAAAUAAAGCUUAAAACACAGGUAAGUUUGUAGAAAACAUGACGUGAACAAAACUUCUCUGUCAAGGUAGCCUAAUAGGCCUACGGAACGGUGUUUCUUUUUGUCUUAACGUUAUAUCUCAUCAAUGUUAAUAUAAGCCUUGAAUAAUCAUUGCAGCUCUUAAUUGUGGCACUGUGGGAUUUUCAGUACUACCUGUACAACGCCUGAAACUAAGCUCUGAACUUUGUUGUUAUGAAAGGGAUAUCCUUGACUCUUUUUCCGUAAAAAAAAAGGUGUUUUCUGUCUGCUGUUGAUUAUUUUAUAUAUCCUAACCACUCUGAUACUAAGUAUUUAUUCUUUUAUAUAUAUAUAUAUAUAUAUAUAUAUAUAUAUAUAUAUAUAAAUCUGUCAGUUAUACUGUUAUGUGUGUAGACUUUAUUGAAUGCUGAGAAUUCCGUCAUGGGCCAAAAUAGGGCAGAUUUUUACAGGUUCACCAGUUGCUUUGUGUUCUUGAUCACCUUCACGAAUUUUCAGGUCAUUGUUAGAGAUGCUCCAAUAGAGUAGGCUAGAAAUUUGUUCCAAGACCAUGAAUUGCUGUCCCCAUGUCUACCCUGGUCUAAAAUCUGCUGCAGUCUUGACAAUCCAAAUACAACUGUUUACUACAUGUUGGUAAUUUAUGUUACUGUACUCGUUCUUCUAUGCCAAUAAAAGCAAAGACUCUUUAUGCAUAA
Messenger RNA from Sardina pilchardus (European sardine), 6020 nucleotides. It is a transcript of the gene pde4ca, whose product is annotated as phosphodiesterase 4C, cAMP-specific a. Gene Ontology annotation, biological process: signal transduction. The transcript has 18 exons. Lineage: Eukaryota; Metazoa; Chordata; Actinopteri; Clupeiformes; Clupeidae. The coding region runs from base 1084 to 3381 and encodes 765 amino acids. Gene Ontology annotation, molecular function: 3',5'-cyclic-AMP phosphodiesterase activity. Gene Ontology annotation, cellular component: cytosol; perinuclear region of cytoplasm; nucleus. The record is from RefSeq and is a predicted model, not a curated record.